AUGCCACUCUUCAUAAACCGAGACCAGAUAUUUGCGCACCAAGUGCACCUUCUGGAGCACAAACUGCGGUGUCUGGGGAAACUUCGUCGGGAUCAUGCAGAAGAGGCAGAAGCAGAAGCCCAGAAGCGUUGGCAACACCAGAGAGUUGUGCAGCAAAGCACCCAGUCUGCCCUGGCCAAACUCCUGUCUGAAGUUCAGAUUUUGAAGCAGGACCUGAGAGAGGUGUUUGCGGUAUAUGUGAACUUCGCCACUGAGUUGGAGAACCAGAGCAGGCUGCUGCUGGAACAAGUCGGCCAAGCCAGCUUCGCCCUCCAGGGCCACCAUGGCAAUGAUGUGCACAGUUUGCAGGCUCAGAUGGAGGCUCUAGAGUGCUCUCUACAGGAGGAGAAGGAGCGGAGCAGGACUGAGAGGGAGAGGAGGAAGAUACUUCACAACACCUUGGUGGAGCUGCGGGGGAACAUCAGGGUCCACUGCAGAGUGCGUCCAGUCCUUCCCUUUGACGAUGGCCAGGGAUCAACAUUAGCAAUAGGAAUGGGGAACCCGGGGCUGAACAAGAUGUUUGAGUUUGAGAGGGUGCAUGGUCCUGAGGACUCCCAGGAUGUCGUGUUUGAGGAAGUGAAGCCUCUCCUCACAUCUCUGCUGGACGGGUAUAACGUGUGCAUCAUGGCGUACGGACAGACAGGCAGUGGGAAGACACACACCAUGAUCGGCUCCCAGGCUGAGGACCCCUCAGGACCACAGGGGGAGGCCCGGCAAGGCGUUAUUCCCAAAGCAGCCACUGAACUCUUCAGGCUGAUAUCGGAGAAACCUGCUGAGAGUCACACGGUGGAGGUGUCUGUGGUGGAGGUGUACAACAACGAGGUGUUGGAUCUGCUGGCUAAAGACGAGGACGGGGUUGCCAUGGGCGCCAAGAGAGACGUCAUCACUACCAGCACAGGGACCAGCGAGGUGCCCUUACUCUCCUACGUGUUGGUGAGAAGCUCAGCAGAUGUGAUGCAGCUGAUCAGUUCUGUUCUGAGGUUGAGGGCUCGCUGCCCUACACUGGUCCACAGAGACUCCUCACGCUCUCAUCUCAUAGUCACCCUCACUGUCUCCUCCAAGAGCCCCAACGCACUGGCCCUGGCUCGUAGGUUGCAAAGUGUCAAGAAAGACAUGCAGCGCAAGGCCCAGAAGGAGUGGUGGAGCCCCCGCUGUCGCCGUGCCAACCCAAUGGCCCGCCAAUCGGGGGACGAGCGUUCCGCUAGUUCCUCCUCCUCGCCCUACCACUCCCCCAGCCACUCCCCCAUUCACUCCUCUUGCCCCUCCCCCAGAGCCAGCACCGCCCAGGCUCCCUUCAGGACCAAACUACAGCUGGUGGACCUUGCAGGUAGCGAGUGUGUGGGUAUGUCAGGGGUGACUGGCGCUGCCCUGUGGGAGACGUCGUGUAUAAACCGCAGUCUGUCUGCUCUGUCUGACGUACUGGGAGCUCUGGCAGAGCAACGGCCACAUGUGCCCUACAGAAACAGCAAGCUCACACACCUACUGCAGGAUGCCAUCGGUGGGGAUGCGAAGCUGCUGGUGAUGCUUUGUGUCUCUCCCACCCAGAGGUAUAUGACUGAGUCUCUACAGUCUCUGGGCUUUGGCACGCGGGCUCGUCAGGUCCAAAAAGAUACCCCUCGCAGGAAGAACAUUGCCCUCAAACUGAAGUAA
Molecule: messenger RNA, 1689 nt
Organism: Salvelinus namaycush (lake trout)
Lineage: Eukaryota; Metazoa; Chordata; Actinopteri; Salmoniformes; Salmonidae
Gene: kif25
Product: kinesin family member 25
Exons: 13
Coding region: 1-1689 (562 amino acids)
Biological process (GO): microtubule-based movement
Molecular function (GO): ATP binding; microtubule motor activity; microtubule binding
Source: RefSeq, a predicted model, not a curated record